Brassica napus (rape) is the source of this 2157-nucleotide messenger RNA. RefSeq names its product far upstream element-binding protein 1. Gene Ontology annotation, molecular function: mRNA binding. NCBI's taxonomy places the organism in Eukaryota, Viridiplantae, Streptophyta, Magnoliopsida, Brassicales, Brassicaceae. Gene Ontology annotation, cellular component: cytoplasm. The coding region runs from base 66 to 1928 and encodes 620 amino acids. The transcript has 6 exons. Gene Ontology annotation, biological process: regulation of gene expression. The record is from RefSeq and is a predicted model, not a curated record.
UCAAUACCCUUCACUCCUUAUCUCCGCCUCCUUCGGUUUCUCUCGAAAAAAUCUGACAAACAAACAUGGCCGACGACGAAUCUCACUACUCCUCCUCCGACUCUUUCUCCACCAAACGCAAGUACGACGACGAAACCCCCCGGAGACCCACCGGCUUCUCCUCCGGCCCGAUCCCAUCCCCUUCGCCAGACCCCUCCGCCGCUCCUCCCCCGUCUUCCUACAACAGCGUCCCCCCUCCUAUCGACGAAAUCCAGAUCGCCAAGCAAAAAGCGCAAGAGAUCGCCGCUCGCCUCCUCAGCAGCGCCGAGGCGAAACGUCCCCGCGUCGACAACAACAACAACGGCUCUUCUUAUGAUUACGGCGACAAAGGCUUUAGCUCCUCUUACCCUGGUGAGGGUAAGGCCGCUCCAACUUCGAUACCUGUGUCGUACGGUAGCUUUACGGGAUCCACGAAGAAGAUUGAUAUUCCGAAUAUGAGAGUUGGUGUUAUCAUUGGCAAAGGCGGAGAGACGAUUAAGUCUCUUCAGCUUCAGUCUGGAGCCAAGAUUCAGGUUACUAGAGAUAUGGAUGCGGACACUAGUGCCGCCACGAGGACUGUUGAUCUUACUGGCACGCCGGAUCAGAUCUCUAGGGCGGAGGAGUUGAUCAAUCAAGUCCUUCAAGAAGCUGAGUCAGGUGGUACUGUUGGUUCUGGUGGUGGAGGGUCUCGGAGGAUGGGUGGAGCUGAUCAGUUUGUUAUGAAAAUCCCCAAUAAUAAGGUUGGUCUUGUGAUUGGUAAAGGAGGUGAAACUAUCAAGUCUAUGCAAGCUCAGACUGGUGCUCGAAUUCAGGUUAUUCCUUUGCAUUUGCCCCCUGGAGAUCCAACGCCUGAAAGAACUUUGCAGAUUGAUGGGACCACCGAUCAGAUUGAGCAUGCUAAACAAUUAGUUAAUGAAAUCAUCAGUGGCGAGAACCGUAUGAGAAACUCAUCAAUGGGUGGAGGCUAUCCACAACAAGGAUACCAAUCCCGCCCGCCAUCAAGCUGGGCACCAUCUGGUGCUCCGCCACCACAACAACCUGGCUACGGUUACAUGCAACCGGGCACAUAUCCUGGUCCACCUCAGUACGGUCAAUCACCUUACGCAAGUUACCCUCAACAAACUUCCGCUGGCUACUCCUCUACCUGGGAUCAAUCCUCUGUGCCACCAUCCCAGCAGGGCGAGUAUGAUUAUUACGGUCAGCAACAGCCCCAGGCCCCAAACAGUGGUGGAAGCUCAGCCCCACCGACAGACACCACAGGGUACAGUUACUACCAGCAUGGGUCUGGUUAUGGCCAAGCUGGUCAGGGAUACCAGCAAGGUGGGUACGGAGCUUACAACGCCUCGGGAUAUGGCCAAGCUGGGUAUGACCAGCAACAGGGUGGUUAUGGCACCACCACUAAUCCGGGUCAAGAGGAAGAUACAGCCCAAGGCGCUCCACAAUCGUCGGCUCAGUCUGGACAAGCUGUGUAUGGAACAGCUGGUGAACAGCCUACUCAAGGUAGUACUGGUCAAGCAGGGUAUGGAGCUACUCCAACUACUCAGGCUGGUGGUUACAGCAGCCAGCCUCCAACGGCUUACAGUUCUGGAUAUGGAGCACCACCACCUGCUGGAAAACCACCGGCUUAUGCUCAGAACCAGCAGUCUCCUGGCGCUCCUGGGAGCUAUGGUGGUCAGUCUGGGUAUGCGCAACCAGCUGGGUCGGGUUAUGGACAGCCUCCAGCAUAUGGGUAUGGUCAAGCACCUCAGGGAUAUGGGUCAUAUGGAGGAUACACACAAGCUCCUGCUGGUGGUGGUUACUCUUCUGAUGGGUCUGCUGGAGCUGCUCCUGGUGGUGCUGGUAGUGGUACACCGGCUUCCCAGAGUGCCCCACCAGCUGGACCGCCUAAGGCAUCCCCAAAGAGUUCAUAACUUUUAUGGAAAAGUUUCAGCUGUUACUAAAAUACUGGCUUCCUUGCUCUUUAUUUGUUUUCUUCAUGAUAUCUUUUAAUGUUUGUGUUUCACGUUGUAGUUGUUUAGCAUUUUCAUUUAUAGUGAGACAUGCUUACCAAGAGUUUGGUCCGCUUUGCUUCCUUCCUGUAGUCCGUGACUCCUUAUCCCUUGAUAUUAAUAAAUGAACUCUAAAUAGGGUUUAAUGCGA